Stylonychia lemnae is the source of this 852-nucleotide messenger RNA. NCBI's taxonomy places the organism in Eukaryota, Ciliophora, Spirotrichea, Sporadotrichida, Oxytrichidae. The record is from the annotation of a GenBank genome assembly.
AUGGGGGACUUCGGAAUAUCUUUGAAAUUAAAAAGUUAGUCAAAAGAUGAAUAAGGGCAGCCUUAUUAUUAUAAGCCUAAAGGUCAUUCCAAAUCAUUUGCACUGAAAUACAUUUAUGAAAAUACGAUGCUCACUAAAUAAGAACUUUAUAAAAAUGAUAGACAUGCAAUUUACAUAACAUUCAGCCUAAUAUACAAGUCAAUGGUUGAUGGUAAUAAGCAAAACAUUUCAGAAUUAAUGCAAAAUAUGUUAAUUGAUCUGGAUACGAAUAACUAUAGAAAAUUUCCUACACUAAAUGAUAUUGUUAUAAAAUAUUCUUCAAUAGAUCCCGGUGAAGAAUAUUUUGAAUUAGAUUUGCUUGAGAGUUAAGAUAGUGAUUUUAUUUAACUCGAAAACCCUUUGAAUUUAAGAUAACAGUUCUUUAAGCAAUUAAAGAGAAAGAUAGAUUGGAAUUAUGAUAAGGAUAAAGAAGCAAUCAUUGAUAAUGACAAAGAAUGGAGAGUAGUUUUAAUAAAACUACUUUAAAAUUGUGAUGAUGGAAUAGAUAAACAAAUCAAAUUUCAGAUAAGAAAGCGCUGCAAAUAUAGCUUUAAAUCUAAUGAAAUUAAGGACUAUGUCAAGUCGCAAACAUUUGAUAAAAACUAGUAACUUUUCUUUGAUGAUGAAGAUCUUAGAUUAUACUUAUAGUACCUUAAAUUCACCAAUCCCUCUAAUAAAAUAAUUAUAGCUCUGUAAACACAUUUUAAGAAUAGGUUAAUGGAGGAUUGCUUGAUCGAAUCCUAUCUUGUAGUUGCUAAGCAUUGGAACAAACUUUAAAAUGUUAAGAGCUUUUAGAGAAAUAUUAAUCCAUGA